Messenger RNA from Schistosoma haematobium, 6478 nucleotides. RefSeq lists its product as uncharacterized. Bases 118 to 654 code for a protein of 178 amino acids. The transcript is spliced from 5 exons. The record is from RefSeq and is a predicted model, not a curated record. NCBI's taxonomy places the organism in Eukaryota, Metazoa, Platyhelminthes, Trematoda, Strigeidida, Schistosomatidae.
GUAUAGUCGUUUGAAUAUAAGCGGGCACUUACAUUUCUCAUUUCUUCGUAUGAUACCCCAGCGAGUACAAGUGUUGUCGCUUUUUCGCACAGGUCCUUUUUUUGAUUCGGUGUUGCAAUGCAAUGCCCAAUGAUAAGCCAGAAUUGUAUACUUGUAUUGCACUGUUCAUAUUGCUCAUUCAAUACACUUCUUUUAUCAAAUCUCAUCAAUCACUUCAAGACUGCCCACUCAAGUGCAAACUGUUUGUUUAGUUUGUAUCAGUGUCGUCAUUGUCAAUUAAUAUCAACAUCUUGUCCCGUUCUUACGGAACAUUCUUUAAUCAAUCAUAUAGAAAAGGAGGUGUCUAUUCAGUGUAUAUAUCAGAAUCAUUCAGGAAAUCCUAUCUUUACUGGGGAAGCAAUGUACGAAUGCUUGCUUUGUUCAUUCAAAGCUAAAGAAGUUAAAAAUUUAACCUUACAUUAUUUCGCUUUUCAUGGUAUCAAAAAUGCCAGUCCAAAUUUGACCAAGCAUUUAACUUACGAUUAUUCAUCAGGAUUAAAUUACAAUUUCCAUGAUGCAAAAUCGUUGUUUAUGGGUGACAAACGAAAUGCAUUUGUCGAUCUUAAUCAAGAUGAUGGCGAAAUGAGUUCUCAUUCAGUAAGUUUUUUCAUUUAAUGUUGGUUGAAUACGUGUUCAUUUUUGUUUAUCUAGGUUGGAACAGAAAGUGGUCGAUUUUCCAGGGGAUCUCAUCUUAGUUCAUCCCAAGUCAACCGAAGUUUAAUGCCAUAUAAAUGUACACACUGCGGCAACGCUUAUCACAAACGAAAGUAUUUUGCUGAACAUGUUUUCUCCUGUUCCAAAUCUUUGCAAUUAACUUGCCCAUGUGGCCGUGUUUGUAAAUGGAGAUCGAAUUUCUAUGCACAUAGGUUAGUAUUCUAUGUAAUUUAGUGUGUCUUCGUAGUGAAAGUAUUUUCCAUUUCAUUGUCCAAAUAAAAAAUGUGUUUGUGUGACCAAGUGCAAUGUUAUAGGUUUUAACUGAAUAAGUUAUUUUAAGGAGUAGUUGGACUGGCUGUUUGUUCCAUUCUUAAAGCCUUUUGAAAUGAAGGUGUUUGUUGUUUCUCAUUAUUAUCAGAAUGGCUUUCUCCAUAGAAGUUUUGGUGAAACGAACGUUUGUUACAUCAUUGAUAUACGUAAAACAUUUAGAAAUAGCGUAUAUCCUGUAGUCAUUUUAUGAAUUCCACCUGCAGUUUGUGCAUCGCCAAAUUUCAAUAUUACCGUUAAGUUUUUUAUUAAUCAACUCUUCUAACUGAAAGCAAUAUACCCACCCUUCCGUGUCUUUAAUAGCUUGUAUAUAAUUGUGAUUUUUAUAUAAAUAUCAUAUAUAUUUCUUCCUGAGAUAAGGUUAGUGAUGAGUACCGGUCCGGUUGCUAACAGAAAUAAUAUUUUGUGAAUGACAAAUUGCGUAAAUUCCUCAUAUUCAAUCUGCGUUCUAGUUCAUUAUUUAAAUACUAAGUUUGGCUUCGGACUUAAUUUUUUGCUCACAAUGUCCAAAAGGUUGUGCCGAAUUUUUAUGACUUACUUAAGAAUCUGACAUACUAAGCCAUCGACGAAGGAACCCAAUUAGACAAGUUAAACUAGUGGGGCACGUAAGUUCUAUUUUAAACAUAUUGUACUUGAAUUUCUAAAUCCUGAGUUUAUUACUUGUAAGUUUUCUUAAUAAUGUGAAUUCGUGGUAAGUUUCAGAUUUUAACGACAAAAUUAUGUACAUUUGCAUUACUUCUAAAAGCACCUUAAUGUUGUAAAAAUAAUUACAGCGACGAUCACAUGAGAAUUCGGUGACCUCAGUCAGCUAUAUAGUGUGUAUCAGUGGCCUAGUUGUUAAGUCGAUUGAUUCAAGACCGCUGUGUUCCUCUUUCAGACCCUGUUCCACCUACUUCAGUUUGGUCGGCUGGACAGUAUAAUUAGCCCUUUCACUAAGUCUUAAUCAAAACCAAAUAUCUGCACUUGUACUUAGCGGUGGGUGUAAAAUGAGUGACACACCCGUAAUUUUCGCUUUCUGUAUCUUACGGUUUUGAUUAGUUUAUCCCACCAACCUAUUAAUAUUUGUUGCAUCAGUCAUAAUCAUUUAGGUCGUUUAACAAUAGAUAUUUUUCAGUCACUUAUAAUCGAGAUGGAGCCUGAAGCAAAUGUCAGCCCAAGUUACCAACCUGCGUCAAUACAGGGAGAUUACUCAAACAAGAUACAUAACAAAAAGUUCGAAAUAAUCGUAGUAUCAGUGAUAUUGAAAGACCACAUAUUGCAGAAUAAACCAGUUAUAUCCAACGUAUAACCUAAUGCGUGUUCAUCGGCUUCACUUGUCACAUCCAACUAGUACAUCGAGAUGAAAUUGUCAAGGUAAAUCCUAGAGUAGUAACAAUAUUAAAGUAAUAAAAGAGACUAGGCAUAGAUAAUACGGUUCGAAAAGAAAAUAUGGAUUAAUGGAAUAAGGAGGAAAGAGGGGAUCCUUUUGUAAGGUAAUUUAGAAACUUAAGAUCUAAAAGAAGGCAAAUACAACGCACCUGACCCACUUGUAAUUUUGAGCUAUAUCACCUGAAGCAUCUAACCAUUAGUUGCGAUAACUGCGUCGACCCCAACCAAACGGUCUACACCUAUCUACAUGGUUCAGUCAAACAGUUAAUAUCUUCAUGGACUAAUGCCACCUGCUUGUUUGCCCUUCUCUAGCUCUCAGCCUAAUUUUAUGCCGGGUAGCAUUGUUUAUCAAGCUAGGCAGUGACUUGAGAAAACUGCUUUAAAGACAUCUAUAGUCUAAUACUAAUAGCUUUCAAUUUGGUCUACCAUCCCAAACUACGUUUCACGGCAUUGCGAUGGCAUGCGUUGGGUUGCUGUAUAGCAUACUUAUCCAUCCGUUGAAAAAUAAACAUCUCGUCUAUGCCACAAGCUACACCAUUCGGUAAAAGCUAAGGGGUUUUUAUGGACGCAUGCCAACAAAUAGUUAUUUCUGAAAUAAUGUCUAUUUUGAAGUUAACUGAAAAUGGAAGACGUUAAUUAUGACUAACACCAGUUUCAGUUCUUAAUUCUGUCGCAAGUUCACCGAUUCGACUUUAUAUAUGUUUACAUAUUUAAAACCCAAUUAUGUACUUUGAAGCGGUGUUUCAAUGAGCGUGUGAUAACGUUUGUGUGAUCGAAAUGUCGAAACUGGUGUUACUUGUGGGAGAAGUCGAAGAAAAAGGAAAAAACUAAACAAGUGUUUCAAUUGUUGACACAUUUACCUCGGAUAUUUCUUAAAGAUAUGAGGGAAUCUGUUACUUCCUCGUAGCCCACAAAGCUAAAGAAUACUUAAGAAACCUAAAGGUGAAAAUGGGUUAGAGAGAGUCUUUAUGACUUUCCAACGCGAACACAAAGUCCAAGGAAUAUCUGCUUGCAGCCGGCCACAUAUGGAUUUUUAUGGUGUAGAUUUUGGUGUGUUGAGUCAGUAAUUUUCAAACCUUACUGCCUACAAGAAUCCAUGUGAUUAACCUUUUCCGAUCUCCUCUUCCUCCUGUUGUGGGAAGCUAGCAACCGUGGAGAUGCGAGUUUUCCAAGGGAAAAACCCUAAUACCAUCUAUCCCUGAAUGAACGGUCGCCCUCAGACCAUGAUGCCUCUGCUUUCUGCUUCCCAAUUGACCUAGCGUUUAAAGCAAGAACUAAAGAAAGAGGUAUUUUUGGCCAUGCUCCAUCACUACGUUAAGGUAUUAGUUGUAUUUCCCCGGCGAGAGGGAUAUUACCAUUGGAGCACGCAAACUUCGUAUUUAUGAAAAUGUAAGUCUGUGUUUUACGCCUCUGGUGCACCAAAUUUCCGAUGGCAUCAUAGUCUAAAUGAAAAUGAGAAACUAUCUGCAUAUUGUCUAAGUAAAAUUUCAUGAUGCUCUUAUUUUUGUUAAUAACGCAUCCUUUUUUUCAAUUUCAGAAAAUCAUGCGCCGUUUAUAAACAACUUGUAACUGGAGGCAGUCAUCUCUCUGUCUUUCGUCGUCGAGGUUUGACUUUGUCUAAAUCAAGUAUUAAUGAUGAUUCUGAAAGUAUUACUAAAGAAUCAGUUAGUUCUAGCGAACAUCUGCUUGAUAUGUCAACUAAUCCCAAAGAUGCUUCUACUGUAAAUCUAAUUGGUGGAAAUGAUUUAACUUCCUUAGUUUCUUCAUCUUCUACACCCGAAGUUACUCCCCAGUCUAAUCCAGACUCUAGCAUUGAUGUAUUUGGAAAUCAUUCUGAUUCCUUUCAAACCUCUCUCACCUACAUAACUCCAGUUUCAUCACUAGCCACAUCUGUCCCGACUUUCGUUUCCAAUGAAAAUAUUGAAACAAAUAAUCUAAAUCAUGUAUCUAGUAAUUCGAUGGUCACAUCUGCCUCUAUAAUUCAUGCAUUAAGUCAAACUUCUAAUUUGUCCGUAUUAGUUGACACACGUUGCCCUGUCAGUAAUUAUCCUUCAAAUCAGAUAAAUGAAUGCACCGCCACUAAUGCGGAAGGUGGAUUUAUCCAAUGUGUAUCAUCAAAAGGUGAACCACUUAUCAUGUUUCCUGGUAUGUAAUUUGAAAAACUUAAAUGCAUAAUUUUACUCUCCGGUCAACUAUAUAUAUAUAUAUAUAAAAUCCAUACCGCAACACUCAGUUAAAAAUUCCAAGAAAUUAAAAAGCUUUAAAACUACUUUCACAGUAUAUCUUUCUGUCUUAUACGUAAGAACGAAUUAAUUUAUUUUCCUUUCUUAUUGAUUUCUUUUUUUUUCAUGUAACUUCUGUGUAUAAAGUUGUCUUUUAUUAUGCCAUUUUGUUUAAAUUAUCGCUUCUAUCUUCCAAUAUAUGCAUUGUUCAUGAAGGAAUCAGUGGAAUAAAUGUCACAAGUUUGUAACAAUUUAGAUUUCGUGCAAAUAUAAUAUAUGCUUUUCUUUAAGAAAUCUUAACCUAUAGACAAAGUUUGCAAUACUUAUCAUGUUUUUCAAUUGAGCAAAAAAUUCAUGUUUUUUAAUUGUACAACUUUAAAAAGAACACAUUUAGGCUUUAAUUAAGCUGACAUCUUUUAAUGUAAAUUUAUAGUGUAAAAAACAUUUGUCAUUCAAUUUGGAAACUUUCUUACAUAAAUAGAUCAUGUUUUGUAAAUUGAUUGACGACUAAUUAAAUGACAAUGUGAACAAGAUAGUAUUUAGUAAAAAAAUAUGUUAUUUAUACGCACAUAUUUCGGCCUAAAGCACUUGUUAGUUUCGUCAGUCGUUAGCCAAAUAAUAUAAUGAGAAGAGGUUUUUUGGAGAUUUCAGAAGUUUCAAUAGCUGAAAUCAUGAGCCAAUUGAAGUUAGACCACCAUGGAAAACCUGGAAGCACUGGGAAACCGUUUCGUCCUAGUAUGGGACUCCUCAGCAGUGGGUUCGGAUCUCGUGGGGGACGAGUUUGGGUUUCACAAUUUUCGCUAGGUGGAGACACUUCCGGUCAACUGCUUAAACAUUCAAUGCAUAUUCGCUACAGAAUUAUGUUAACAUAGAGUUGAAUUCCAAAUGGAUUAGUCAUUUGUGAUUCCUUUGACCGUCAUACCGAUUGUAUGUUCAAUUGAUACAGACAAACUGAAUACAGAUAUCGAUGUUGUACAGUCAUCGUAUAGAGGUACUUAAUUGCUGAUUUUGGAUAAGUUGUUUUCUUAACACGUCUCGUAUGAACAGCUAGUUCCUCAACAGUAGUUUAAGCACAAGCCAUACACGUAAGUUGAUUCCUCGCCAUAUUAAAUAAUGUAAAGAUGAUUCAUGGAAGUAUCCACCAUGCUCUUAUUGACAUUUAGUUUCUUGAUACUCGUAAUUAGGUGAAUAUAUAUCCAAAUGAUACAAACAACACAUGUGUAUCACAGUCUUCUCACCAUAUCUCAAUUUCAUUUUGAGUGAUUACACGGCAUCAUAUUGAUCGUACAUUUGCGGCGUGAUUGUGUGCCUGCCGUUGGUUUUUUAGUAAAUAAAAGACUUUUCAAGUCAAAUAAGUUUAUCAGUAAGAAAAUUUCUUGAGGACUAAUCUUCAGUGAGUAUUCCUUUAUUAUUGACCGAUGAUGGAAAGGACUUUCGAAUCUAAUAAACAUCGAGAAACUAUAAGCCUAAACUCAUUCUCAACGUUUGGUAAAGACAUAUUUAAACGUUUGGUGGAUGCCAUUGCUUCCAAAAUGACUAAGGUAAUUGUGUGAAUGCAAUUCCGAAAUUGUACAAUAACAAAUCUUCAAAUUAAUUUUUACUAAAAAACAAAACAGGUGGUCGGUAAAAAUGUUUCCGAUUGCAUAGACGAUGUUCAGGAAAAAGGACUCACAAUCGAUGGACAGAAAGUGUGUUUUUAUGUAGUGCCAAGUUCCAGAUAACUUACUCGUCUAAAUCAGGAUCAUUGGUUAGUUUCACUAGGCGAUGUAGUCAUUAUGAAUUAAAAUUCUAUAAAACAUAUUUCCUUGGAUGUACAGAAUGAUUCCUAGUUGUUUUUAAAUCAGGUUUAACGCUAUCGAUAGUUUUGA